AUGCUGCACCUGUGCCUGAUUAUCUCUGCAAUUUGUGCUAUAGGCACAACAAAACCUUUACCUGAUACUUUCUCAUACUCGGUUGGUGUUGGGGACGGCGGCGGCACUGAAUUCUCCACGGCACAUAAGGGUCUAAUCACAGGACUCAGAAUCUGGGAAUAUCCCGGCAACUAUAUUACCGGGAUCCAGAUGAAAUAUGACAGUAACUGGACCGAUCUGAUUGGUUCAGGUUAUGGCAAUCAGCAGGAGCUGGAGAUCUAUGAUAAAGAAUUCAUCAGUCAGAUCUCGGGAAAGUAUUACGGCGGUUACAUCUAUGAGCUGAUGUUUGUCAUUAAUACGGGGAGAUCUUUUAAAGUGGGGACGCCUGCUGGAAACUCAUUCAACUUUUAUCCAACCGUGAGAGGAAGUCAACUGCGUUUUCUCAGCGGUCGAACAGAUGCAUGGGCCAUCACUUCCAUUGGGGCUCAUUGGGCCAUAGUGAAAUAGAGCUGAGAAAUAUAAACAUUAAAUCAAAUAAAACAAACAUAAUUCUUUGACAACAUUUUUUUUUUCAUCUG
Messenger RNA from Paramisgurnus dabryanus, 557 nucleotides. The record is from RefSeq and is a predicted model, not a curated record. Lineage: Eukaryota; Metazoa; Chordata; Actinopteri; Cypriniformes; Cobitidae.